UCUGUCCUGACGUAAACGUUUGUGGAAAAGAAGCGGCAUUAAUCAAUCGUCGUUUUUCGUCACUCAGAAAAUGUCCCAGCUCAUCUACGGAAAGUCAGUCUCUACUUUCCAGUCUAAACUGAAAUCUGGUGAUCAUCCAUCACCAGCCCAGGAUCCUGAUAAAGUAACAAACGAUGACACCUCAGAGGAGACAUUGUCAUUUGUGACACUGCAGGAUAGCAAUGGACAGCAAAGUGAGGACUCCGGCAUCAACAUUUCAAACAGCCUGGAUGGAGGGGACUUACGCUGUAUGUCCAGUGAGGAGACUACUUCCUUAGCUCUGAGUUCAAGUAUAGAGGAGAUCGGGAAGAAGGCACAGGAUCUGAUAGAGAGAAUUAACCAGAGCCGGGCCAUGGACCAGGAAAUCAUGACCAGCUUUGAUAACAAGUUAAUUAAUAAGGUGAGUGAGGUGUGCCAGCAGAUAAAAGAGCAGAUGUUCAGGAGCUAUGAUGAGCAUAGCUGUGGCAUGGAGGCCAAUUUGCUGGAGCUGUCUGAGGUACUGGAGAGGAGCAGUCGCCUCAGUAUGGAGCUGCAGGAAGCCAGUCAGACCCUGUCAGCCAUCAACAACAGUCUGCAGAAGGCGGUUGAGCAGUGACAUUUUAGCCAGAUGUUACAUUGUUAGAACUGCUUCAUAGCGUCCCCACUUCUAGGAGUACUUGUGUCAUAUAAGCAAUAUCUUAUCUUUUA
Messenger RNA from Esox lucius (northern pike), 726 nucleotides. It is a transcript of the gene syce2, whose product is annotated as synaptonemal complex central element protein 2. The record is from RefSeq and is a predicted model, not a curated record. NCBI's taxonomy places the organism in Eukaryota, Metazoa, Chordata, Actinopteri, Esociformes, Esocidae. The transcript has 5 exons. Bases 71 to 634 code for a protein of 187 amino acids. Gene Ontology annotation, cellular component: central element. Gene Ontology annotation, biological process: synaptonemal complex assembly.